Molecule: messenger RNA, 765 nt
Organism: Aplosporella prunicola CBS 121167
Lineage: Eukaryota; Fungi; Ascomycota; Dothideomycetes; Botryosphaeriales; Aplosporellaceae
Exons: 2
Coding region: 1-765 (254 amino acids)
Source: RefSeq, a predicted model, not a curated record
AUGCUCGCCUGGCUGCCCUCGUCCGCCCCACCGCCCCUCGGUCAGCAACAACAGCCCCAACCCCACGCUUACACGCCCACGCGCCCUUCGCCUCUCGCCCCACGGUCUACAAAUGUUCUUCAACGGCCUGUGCCUACCAACCAGACGACCAUGGACGCGCAGAAAAAGUCGCCUCGCGCCGCGCGACCAAACCCCCUGAUGCAGCGCAGCUCGGCAGACGCGACGCGAGAGCGUCGACGCGACUUGUUUUUGCGAAAAGUCUCAAAUGAUCGCGACGAGCGGCGGUAUGCGGGAAGGAGCGAACAGAUUAUGCGCCUGGACUACGUGCAGCGGCAGCGGGCGUGGGAGGCGAGGCUCGCGAAAUCGGCACCUACUCUUCCUGAGCCGGACGAAGAGGACGAGGUCGAAGAAGACGUGAAGCCAACUGCCAGUGCUCAUGCUUAUGACGAGGAUGACAUGAUGAUUGGGAGUAGCCAGAGUGAACAGGACGCGUAUGGCUACAAUGCUCGGUUGACCCAGUCCGCUCCGCUUGCAGAAGCUGAGGUCGAAGAUGUUGUGGCCCAGGAAGACGAAGAGCUGCGUGCGUUGCUGGCGAUGAUGGAGGAGGACGAGCUUCCUGCUGGCGACGAGUUCGACUAUGGCAGCGAUGAGGACGAUUACGACAGCAUCUUCAUGGAAGCACUCCAGCAAGAAGAGCAACAGCAGCAGGGAAGACAAGAGCAUAUGUCUGAAGAACAUGAUUACGACGCCAUGGACAUGUCAUAG